GGGAGGAGAGGGGAGUGAGGUACCUCAACUGGGUUUAUCCUAAUUCCUACUUUGUCUCAAUUUUUUCUUCCUCUCUUCUAAUGCUAGGUCAACCAGAAAAAAAAAAAAAUCCACUUGGUUUUGUUUGAUUCUUCAUAUGGAUUUCUCUUGUUUAGGGUUUUGAGUUCUGUAAAGCUGUAAGCUUUCUCUUGGGUUUCAAAGAUCUGGGGGAGAAAAUCAUUCAGAUUUGUGGGGGAGAGUAUGGGAUGUUGUGUUAGUUUAUAUUACCAUAAAGGAUCAUAGCUUGAUAAACCUACUCUUUUUUUUCUUUCUACUUUUGCAAUUUCACCACUGAUCCUAUGGUGGGAUUUUGAUCUGAAUCAUAUAUAUAUAUUUACAAUAUUAGGUGAAUUAAUUUGGAGGCGGGUCACGAUGAACUUUGGGCAGGGGGAGAAAGGGUAUUGUAAUAAUGAAGAAGAAGAUGAUGAGAGAGUGAUAGGGGAGAGCACUGCAACUGAUUUCCCAUUUUCUUCUUCCUCUUCUCCUAAGUACAAAGGUGUUGUUAAUCCUGAUCAUCAUCAUCAUCAGCAGCAGCAGCAGCAGCAGAAGCAGCAUCAGAACCUAUGGCUGUUGGAUUCCCUUGAUAAUUCUCAAGAAGAUCAGUACAAAGUCCAAAAGUCAGAUAUCAAUUUUGACAAGAAACUAGAGCUCAUGGACUUGUCACUAGGAAGCAAUGAAGAAUCCAAUGGGAGUGGCGGCGGAGGAAGUGUGUACGGCGGUGGUGGCGGUGGCGGAGAUAGUAGCAACACCGUCGAGAAAGAGCACAUGUUUGAUAAGGUUGUGACUCCCAGCGAUGUGGGAAAGCUCAACCGCCUUGUGAUACCCAAACAACACGCGGAAAGGUACUUCCCCCUCGACUCUUCGUCCAGUGAAAAGGGCCUCCUCUUGAAUUUCGAGGAUCGGAACGGAAAGUCGUGGCGGUUCCGCUACUCGUACUGGAACAGUAGCCAGAGCUACGUCAUGACUAAAGGGUGGAGCCGUUUUGUCAAGGAGAAAAAGCUGGAUCCCGGAGAUAUUGUGUCGUUUCAGCGGGGCGUUGGGGAAUCGGGAAGGGACAGAUUGUACAUUGAUUGGCGGCGCCGCCCGGAUGCACCUGAUCCUUCUACCCUUGCACACAUUCAAUUUCCGAAUCGGCUUAACUUCCCUCAACAGGUCCGGUGGGGGAAUCGACUCUACUCGCUGCCGCAAUCUGUCUCCAUGCCGCAGCCAAACUACGAGCCCUUACACCGAUUGAAUUACAGUAUUUACCCAUACAACCACCACCACCACCCCCAUCUCCAUCAACAGCAAGGAAUUACCUAUGCCAAUGUAGGGCAGUUCUAUCUAGGGUCAUCUGGGUCAUCACAUCACCACCAAUACCAAAUUGGGUCGGUUCCGGUUGGCAGCGGCGGGGUCCCAAUGUUGAUUAAUUCAUCAGCUCCGGUUGCAGAGGUCAAAACGGAGGCCAAGAGGUUACGCCUAUUUGGUGUAAACAUGGAUUGUCCUGUACAAGAUGAAUCUUCCACUAGCAUCCCCCAUGGGAAAGCUGUAGCUCCAUUCCCUUCUCUACAAUCAAGAUCCCAAAUACAACAAUCUGAGUAUUCCAAAAAGGGAAAAUCUUCCCUAUCCAUUGAUUUGGAUCUAUGAACAAUCCAGCAUAUCUUUGGUUUCUCUGUUUCCUUUUCUUUUUUUCUUUUUUUUCUUUUUUAAUUAAAAUUGUUUUAGUACAAUUAGUUGGUUGAGGGUUUGGGAUCUGUGAAAGAGGAACAACAAUAGUACAUGAAUGAAUGGGAAGAUGAUGAUGAUAAAUUGUGUAUAAAUUUUUACAUAUACAGGAAAUGGAAAAUGCAUAUUUUUCCUUUACUAGACCCUGGAUUUCAAACUGGCUCUUUUGCCUUUUCCCAGUUUGUUUUGGGAUCAAAAUUUUCUUCCUCUUUAGUUACAACACUGAAUUGUGUUUUUCAGAAAUUUCCCCUUCCUACUUU
Messenger RNA from Rubroshorea leprosula, 2003 nucleotides. Lineage: Eukaryota; Viridiplantae; Streptophyta; Magnoliopsida; Malvales; Dipterocarpaceae. The record is from the annotation of a GenBank genome assembly.